Molecule: messenger RNA, 494 nt
Organism: Staurois parvus
Lineage: Eukaryota; Metazoa; Chordata; Amphibia; Anura; Ranidae
Source: the annotation of a GenBank genome assembly
GACAGCAGGCACCGGGUCAUCUGGCGCUGGAUCGUCUGGCUCGACAGCGGGCAUCGGGUCACCAGGCAUGACAGCAGGCACUGGGUCAUCAGGUACCGGAUCGUCUGGAUCGACAGCGGGCACCGGGUCAUCUGGCGCUGGAUCGUCUGGCUUGACAGCGGGCAUCGGGUCACCAGGCAUGAUAGCGGGCACACAGGGUCAUCAGGCAUUGGAUCGUCUGGCUCGACAGCGGGCAUCGGGUCACCAGGCGUUGGAUCAUCUGGCUCGACAGCGGGCAUCGGUCACCAGGCAUGAUAGGCUGGAUCAGUUCAUCAGGCUGGGUACAGACAUCAGGCUGGGGUACAGACAUCAGGCUGGGUAAAGACAUCGGGCUGGGUAAAGACAUCGGGCUGAAGUGCGGGUGCCGAGGCACCAGGCUGAACCACGGAAGGCCGGUUCUCAGACGGCAGGCUCUGACCGGUUUGGAUACUGGCAGGAUGGUACUGGUUGGAAAG